Molecule: messenger RNA, 887 nt
Organism: Capsicum annuum
Lineage: Eukaryota; Viridiplantae; Streptophyta; Magnoliopsida; Solanales; Solanaceae
Product: putative receptor-like protein kinase At3g47110
Exons: 2
Coding region: 1-699 (232 amino acids)
Biological process (GO): protein phosphorylation
Molecular function (GO): ATP binding; protein kinase activity
Source: RefSeq, a predicted model, not a curated record
AUGCCAAAUGGGAACUUGGACGGAUGGCUACAUCCAGAAACGGAGAUACAGAAGAGUAGCUUGACCAUAAUUCAGAGAAUGAAUAUCAUAAUAGAUGUGGCCUCUGCACUUCAUUAUCUCCACCAUCAGUGCCCAACACCCAUAAUUCACUGUGAUAUAAAACCACAAAACAUUCUUCUUGAUGAAGAUCUCACAGCUCAUCUGGGUGAUUUCGGUUUGGUGAGACUCCUUCCUGAAUUCAGUAAUGCACCGGAACCACAUCUGUUUAGCUCACUUGGAGUUAUGGGAACCAUUGGCUAUGCAGCUCCAGAAUAUGGCAUGGGCAGUAAGCUCUCCAUAUUAGGUGAUAUGUACAGUUUUGGGAUCCUAAUAAUGGAGAUAUUCACGGGAAGAAGACCCACAGACCCUUUGUUCCAUCCAAGCUCUAGUCUGCACCACUUUGUGGAAACAGCAUUGCCAGAGAAUGUUAUGGAGAUUCUAGACAAAACAGCUUUUCAUGGUGAGAAGAUGAGUAAAGCAACCUAUGGAGAAGAAUACUGGGCCAGUAUCAAGAAAGAACAGAUGGAAUGCUUGGUUGGCAUACUUGAGACUGGAGUUGCAUGUUCAGCUGAAUCCCCAAGAGACAGAUUGACCAUGAGACAAGUUUACAGUAAGUUGACAGCAAUUCGAGAAAAAAUUCUAAGAGCAGAAGAUGCAUGAAGAGGAGAUUUGAGGCCACAGGCUACAAAUGAAAGCAUUGGAUUAUUUGAUCUAAAAUGUUUAGCUAAUCUUACAUUCUGUCUAUUUGGUAAGAAAACAUUGUAGUCUUUCUGGAGCCACCGGAGAGUUGAUAGGGACCAUCAGGAACACCUGGAGAAUGAUACCCAGCAUGUAUUUUUUGGUGCCUA